UUUGUUAGAUUAUUUCGUUAUAAAAAAUAUCAAUUUCGUUAUUAAAAGAUGACGAAAAUUAAGAAAGUAAAGCGUAGAAAGAAGUAUCGUGUGAAUGUAAAUCGAAAGAGGUUACGGAACAAAUUGGAAAAAUUACCCACAAUAGAAUGUAAUACCAUAAAACAAGAAUGGGAAAUUUCUAAAUCUACACGUACUAAUCUCAAUGAGAUGGGUUUGGCGUAUGAUCCUAAUGAAGUGUUACCAAUUCCUAAUGUAAAACGGGAUUUAUUAGAAGAAGCUAAACAAAAAUUAAUGUUAAGUGAUUUACAAAAUGAUAGUGAAGAUAACGAUGUAGAUACGGAAAACAAACCAGCUAAAAUUCAUGUAGCUCGAGCUUUAGAAAUCGAUGCUAAAACACCUAGGGAAAGAAUGUUUCGAUUACCUAAUGGUCAAGUACAUUUUAUCACUUAUUUAUUAGACAAAUAUGGUGAAGAUUAUAAGGCUAUGGCACGCGAUAAGAAGAAUUAUUAUCAGUUAACUUGGAAACAAAUUCGUGCUAAAAUAAAAACUUUUAAAGGUAUUCCAGAACAAUAUAAUGAAUAUUUAUCUAAGAAAAAUGCAACAUAAUGUUUAUUCUACCAAAUGUAGAAUUUCUGUAUUACUAUAAAAUACGAUAUUCUGUAUAAAAAUCUGUAUAUUUAUUAUA
Vespula vulgaris is the source of this 685-nucleotide messenger RNA. Its product is annotated as nucleolar protein 16. The transcript is spliced from 3 exons. Gene Ontology annotation, biological process: ribosomal large subunit biogenesis. Lineage: Eukaryota; Metazoa; Arthropoda; Insecta; Hymenoptera; Vespidae. The coding region runs from base 49 to 606 and encodes 185 amino acids. Gene Ontology annotation, cellular component: nucleolus. The record is from RefSeq and is a predicted model, not a curated record.